Miscanthus lutarioriparius is the source of this 624-nucleotide messenger RNA. The record is from the annotation of a GenBank genome assembly. NCBI's taxonomy places the organism in Eukaryota, Viridiplantae, Streptophyta, Magnoliopsida, Poales, Poaceae.
AUGGCUUCGCCUUCGCCGCUGAGUAGUGCGAGUCGCCUCAGGGCCCUAAAUCCCAAGCACUACAUCCUGUUGGCUCUGACGGCGACCCUGGCCGUGGCUGUCGUCGUCACCGUCUUCUUCAUCGUGAUGAGCCCCGCGCGCAUCCACUUCUCCGUCACCAACGCGAGUAGCCACCGCCUGCAGUCGUAUGCUGGCGACGGCGGCGUUCUCCUCAACCUCACCCUCGCCUCCAACAACACCAGCCGGCGGGCGGCGGUGAGGUACCAGAGCAUGUUCGUCGACGUGAGCAACAACACGGGCCCCCAGUGGGUGUACUGGAUCAGGGCCAACGUGACGCCGACGACAGGCGUGCUGGCGCAGUGGCAGCCGCGCGCGAGCGUGGCCACGGUCACCGCGACGGUGCUGGUGGGGGCCGGCUCGACCAAGGCCUUCACCGGCAACAUGACUAGCCAUAGGUUCUCCGUGAAGGUCACCGCCGUGGCGCGGUUCAAGGUCGGCAUCGCCAGGACGCGGCUGUACGACAUCAUGGUGGUCUGCAGGCCCAUCGAUUUCUUCCCGCGAGACAGCUGCAGCCGGGCUAGCGCCGCCGCCUCAGCUGCCCAGCCGGUCGCUUAUUGCGUCUAG